AUGGCUGAUCAAGAAGAAGUGGUUAAUUUUGAUAAAAAUGAGUCAAAAGAUGAAACUGCUGUUCCUGAUGAGACUGUUAUUCCCGAUGAAAAUGUACAAGCAGUCGCAGCGAUUUCAGUUCCAAUGGAGACACAAGAUUUAUGUCAUGUAGCUAGAGAAGGUGAUAUGACUAAAAUGCGAUUAUUUGUUGAAUUUAGCAAACAAAAUGAAAAGUGUAAAAAACGUGCAGCAGAAAAAAUCGAUAAACUAGAUGAAACAUCGCUUUCUCCAUUGCACUAUGCUGCACGUCAUCAACAACUUGGUAUUUGUAUUAUAUUAUUAACAAAUAUUGAGCUUUCUUUAGGUGCAAAUAUUACGGACGAUAAUGGUCGAACACCUAUUCAUGCUUCGGUUCGAUCAAACAUUAUUUUAAAUGAUCAACUUUCAAUAGAAAAACAAAAUGAUGUAUUUUUACCAGAGACUGAUAUUGGCGAUACGAUAAACGAUCGCGAUACUUGGCUAAACGAGUAUGAAAAAAUUAAAACAGCGGUACAUCCACUUAUCUGCUUUCUGAUAAAAGCCAAUGGUGAUGUGAAUAAAAAAGAUAAAUAUCAAUUAACACCUCUUCAUCAUGCCGUGUCAAGAAACAAUUUAUUGGCUGUUAAACAGUUAAUUGAAAUGAACGCCGAUUUUGAAUGUGAAGAUAGACAAGGCAUUAGACCAUUACAUCUUGCAUGUAAAGAAGGUUAUUAUGAAAUAACUGAUUAUCUUUUAUCCAAAGGUGCAUUAACAACAGUAAUCGAUGAUGAACGCUAUUGUCCCAUACAUUUUGCUUGUCAAAAAGGUAAUUUGAACAUUGUUCAAUUAAUAAAAUCAACUAUAACACAAACAGAUUUUCAUCAAUUACUUGUCAUGAAAACGUUGACAAAUGCUACUUGUUUACAUCUUGCCGUUGAAAGUGGAAAUAUUUUGCUUGUAACACUCAUUUUAAAUGAAUUUAACAAUAAUGAGGAUGAAUUGAAACAAUACAUUAAUCAAUUAUCUGAUCCGUUUGGUACACCGUUUCAUAUCACUGCAAAAUAUGAUGAACCCGAAAUGAUCCGUUUAUUAUAUGAUAAUCAUGCUGAUCCCUAUCUAUUAAAUGAUAGUUCUCAUUCUUCUGCCUUACAUAUUGCAUGUCAAUUUAAUCGUUGUCGUAUUGUUCAAGAAUUAAAAUCAUUGACAGAUUUAAAAUUAUUUGAAAUAAAAGAUCGAAAUGGUCAAACACCAUUAUCAACAGCUUGUUUAAGUGGUCAUCUUGAAGUCAUCGAUGUAUUACUUUCAAAUCAAGCAUCUAUUAAUAGUACGGAUAACAAUCGUAUGAAUCCAUUAAUGCUUGCUGCAUCAACAAGUCGAACAGAUGUACUCAUUAAUUUAUUUAACUAUUUAAAUCUAUCCUAUAGUCUCACAGAAAAAAAGACACUAUUAAAUCAAACAAAUAAAGAAGGAAAAAGUUUAUUUUUGAUUGCUGUACGUACGGGAAACAUUGAAUUAUGCGAAUUUUUAUUAACUCAACCAUUUGUUCAAUGGAAUACUAGUGACAAAAGACAUUGGAAUGCAUUACAUAUUGCCGCACGUUAUAAUUAUCAUCAAAUUAUUAAUCUACUAGGCAAUAAUGUUUUAGUACAUUCUCAAAAGAAUUAUAGACAUUUGAAUACCGGUCUACAAAGUACAAAUUCCGAUUCGGAUGAUGAAAGAGACGAUAUUACAACGGGAAAAUUUGUUGAUGCUCCUAAUGAUGAUAAUCAGUCGUCACCAUUACAUAUAGCAGCAUUUUAUGGUAAUGCUCUAUGUAUUCAAGAAUUAUUACAUUUAAAUGCUAAUCCGUUGCAAUGUAAUGCUACGGGUCAAAUUCCAUUACAUAAUGCAUGUUCAAAUGGUUAUGUUGUUUGUGUUGAAUUAUUACUUGAUAGUCUUAAAAAUGCAUCCGAUUUUAAAUAUAUUACAAUGCAUCGUAAUUCACCAUUAAUUACGGCAUGUCAACAUGGUUAUAGUGAUAUUGUUCAAUUAUUAUUAACAAGAGAAAUUGGAAUUGAUUAUGAAGAUGAAAAAAUUGAAAAUCCAUUAGAAAUAGCAAUUAGACAUAGGCAAAAUGAAACAGUUGAUGUUCUUUUAGAACAUCCUUAUGCUGAACAAUGGUUACAAGCAAGAAGAUUUAAUAGUAAAAUUUAUCCUAUUGUUACACCUAUUAGAACAAUAAUUCGUACAAUGCCCUAUUGUAUGACACAUACACUCGAUAAAUUAGUACUUAAAUCAGAAGUAACCGAUGCAGAUGGAAAUAGAACCCAAAAAACAAAAUAUAAUUAUCGAUGUAUAGAUGAUUAUUUCGGAUAUGAAAAUGAAAAGAAUAAUUUAAAAAAUUAUUUUCAUCGCACACUUUAUACAAAAAGUCGUUCAAGUCUUUAUCGUAAUCAUCCAUUUAUAAUUGCAAUUGAUAAUGAACAAUAUAGUCUAUUAGAACAUCCAUUAGCUCAAGAAUUAAUGAAACGAAAAUGGGAAUUAUAUCGAAAAAUAUUUUAUUUAACAAGACUCUUAUCUUUCUUAUUUCUUUUCUUUUUAACCAUAUUUGUUCUAACUAUACCAGCACCCAACGCACUAAAAAUGGUAAAAUUACGAGAAAAUUUAACUUUUUAUGCAAAAAAUACAACAAAUUCAUUUAAUCCCCCAAAAUUUGUUUUUUAUGCCAAUACAUUACGUUGGAUUGUGUUAAUAUUAGCUGCUUGUAAUAUAUUUAAAAUAUUAGUGGAAAUUAUUCUUUAUGGUGGUUUAAGGGUCAUAUUUGCUCAAGUAUUUGGUUUUAUAUUAUAUUCUGUUGCUAUUGUUGCUUUUCCACCAUUUUCCAUUACACAGUAUACAUUUGAUAUGACCGAUUGGCAAUGGCAAUGUAGUGCAGUAUCCGUUCUAUUAGGUUGGUUAAAUGUAACGCUAAUUCUUCGCUCUGUACCAUUUAUCGGAGAUUUUAUUGUUAUGUUUGAAUCAAUAUUACUAAAUUUUUCAUCAUUUUUUCUUGUUAUAUUACCAUUUUUAAUUGCAUUUACCGUUUCAACCAAAAUGAUUUUCUAUAAUGAACCAUCAUUUUUCACAUUUUUAUCAUCGUUAAAAAAAUGUUCAGUAAUGGUUUUAGGUGAAUAUGAUUAUGAAAAAUUAUUUUUUUCCAAACAAAUAUUUCCAUUAGCACCAUUCAUCUUUUUCCCAUUUAUUAUUAUUAUGACAAUAUUAAUGAUGAAUCUUUUACUUGGUUUGGCAAUAGGUGAUAUUGCCAUUAAUAUGCAAAAUGCUCGACAGAAAGCAAAUGCCUAUCGUAUUCGUGAAUUAAUUUAUAUAGAAACAACAUUACCUAUUAAAUGGUUAAAAAAUAAUAUAACUGAAGAUCAAAUAAUUGAAGUUAAAUUAACAAGUAUAACAGCCAACAAACAAGAUGAAAUACGAGAUGAAGAUGAUAAUGAUGAUAAUAAAUCGACAAAACGUAUUCCAGAAUUACAAAUGAUUUAUGAUAUUGUUGUUAUGUUAUGUAAUCAAGCAAAAAGUCUAUUAACAACUGAAAUUAAUUUUGAACAAAGUUUAAAAAAAUUACUUACAGCAAAACAGUUAAAUACACAAUUACAAUCAAUGAUAUCCGUAGACGAUACAAUUAUUUAA
Molecule: messenger RNA, 3657 nt
Organism: Didymodactylos carnosus
Lineage: Eukaryota; Metazoa; Rotifera; Eurotatoria; Philodinida; Philodinidae
Source: the annotation of a GenBank genome assembly